Messenger RNA from Fukomys damarensis (Damara mole-rat), 1927 nucleotides. RefSeq names its product 5-aminoimidazole-4-carboxamide ribonucleotide formyltransferase/IMP cyclohydrolase (gene Atic). Gene Ontology annotation, molecular function: IMP cyclohydrolase activity; phosphoribosylaminoimidazolecarboxamide formyltransferase activity. Gene Ontology annotation, biological process: 'de novo' IMP biosynthetic process. Gene Ontology annotation, cellular component: cytosol. The transcript is spliced from 15 exons. Lineage: Eukaryota; Metazoa; Chordata; Mammalia; Rodentia; Bathyergidae. The record is from RefSeq and is a predicted model, not a curated record. The coding region runs from base 16 to 1791 and encodes 591 amino acids.
GACUAACGAGAACAAAUGUCUUCUGUUUCAGCCCUCUUUAGUGUUUCUGACAAAACUGGCCUUGUGGAAUUUGCCAGAAACCUAACGUCUCUGGGUUUGAAUCUGGUCGCUUCCGGAGGAACUGCUAAAGCUCUCAGAGAUGCUGGCCUGGCAGUCAGAGAUGUCUCCGAGCUAACAGGUUUUCCUGAAAUGUUAGGGGGUCGUGUGAAAACCUUGCAUCCUGCAGUCCACGCUGGAAUCCUGGCUCGUAAUAUCCCAGAAGAUACUGCUGACAUGGCCAAACUUGAUUUCAAUCUUAUAAGCGUCGUUGCCUGUAAUCUGUAUCCCUUUGUGAAGACAGUGGCCUCUCCAGACGUGACUGUUGAGAAGGCUGUGGAGCAAAUUGAUAUUGGUGGAGUAACCUUACUGAGAGCUGCAGCCAAAAACCACGCUCGGGUGACAGUGGUGUGUGAGCCAGAAGACUAUGUGGCAGUGUCCACAGAGAUGCAGAGCUCUGACAGUAAGGACACCUCCUUGGAGACCCGACGCCAGUUAGCCUUGAAGGCGUUCACUCAUACAGCACAGUAUGAUGAAGCCAUCUCAGAUUACUUCAGGAAACAGUACAGUAAAGGAGUCUCUCAGAUGCCCUUGCGAUAUGGCAUGAACCCUCAUCAGACCUCUGCCCAGUUGUACACGUUGAAGCCCAGGCUUCCCAUCACAGUUCUCAAUGGAGCCCCUGGGUUCAUCAACUUGUGUGAUGCCUUGAACGCCUGGCAACUGGUGAAGGAACUCAGAGAAGCUUUAGAUCUUCCCGCUGCAGCCUCUUUCAAACACGUCAGCCCCGCAGGUGCUGCCGUUGGAAUCCCACUCAGUGAAGACGAGGCCAGAGUCUGCAUGGUCUAUGACCUCUACAGCACCCUCACACCUAUAUCGACCGCAUACGCAAGAGCAAGAGGGGCUGAUAGAAUGUCUUCAUUUGGUGAUUUUAUUGCAUUGUCUGAUGUUUGUGAUGUCCCAACUGCGAAAAUUAUCUCCAGAGAGGUAUCCGAUGGGAUUAUUGCCACAGGGUAUGAGGAAGAAGCCUUGAAAAUACUUUCUAAAAAGAAAAACGGAAAUUACUGUGUUCUUCAGAUGGACCAGUCUUACAAACCAGAUGAAAACGAAGUUCGAACUCUCUUUGGUCUUCAUUUAAGCCAGAAGAGAAAUAAUUGUGUCAUCAACAAGUCAUUAUUUAGCAAUGUGGUUACCAACAAUAAAGAUUUGUCAGAAUCUGCCCUCAGAGACCUCAUUGUUGCCACCAUUGCUGUCAAGUAUACUCAGUCUAACUCCGUGUGCUAUGCCAAGAACGGGCAGGUUAUUGGCAUUGGAGCAGGACAGCAGUCUCGAAUACACUGUACACGCCUUGCAGGAGAUAAGGCAAACUAUUGGUGGCUUAGACACCACCCACAGGUGCUCUCAAUGAAGUUUAAAACAGGAGUGAAGAGAGCAGAAAUCUCCAAUGCCAUUGAUCAGUAUGUGACUGGCACCAUUGGCGAGGAUGAAGAUUUGGUGAAGUGGAAGGCACUGUUUGAGGAAGUCCCUGAGUUACUCACUGAGGCAGGGAAGAAGGAAUGGGUUGACAAAUUAAGUGAAGUUGCGCUCAGCUCCGAUGCCUUCUUUCCCUUCAGGGAUAAUGUCGACAGAGCUAAAAGGAGCGGAGUGGCCUACAUUGCAGCUCCUUUUGGUUCCACUGCUGACAAGGUUGUGAUCGAGGCUUGCGAUGAGUUGGGAAUAGUCUUGGCUCAUACGGAUCUUCGGCUGUUCCACCACUAAUGUUACUACAUGUAAAGUUUCUGUGGUUUGCUUAUGUGUAGAUGAACGAUCCUAUGUGAAAUUCUGAAAAUAUCUUAAAAAAAAUAAAAACAUGACAUAUUAAUAAUUGCACCCAUAGUUUUAGGUAGUUGUGUUU